Messenger RNA from Xiphias gladius (swordfish), 6298 nucleotides. RefSeq names its product zRAB1B, member RAS oncogene family a (gene rab1ba). Lineage: Eukaryota; Metazoa; Chordata; Actinopteri; Istiophoriformes; Xiphiidae. The coding region runs from base 270 to 875 and encodes 201 amino acids. The transcript has 6 exons. The record is from RefSeq and is a predicted model, not a curated record. Gene Ontology annotation, molecular function: GTP binding; GTPase activity.
UCUUGAACCUCUCGCCAGCGACGGACGCUGAAAAGCAGAAAAAAGGAGUUAAAUAUUCCAACCUAACCUGACAAACAGGGAUAUGUCCGCUAGAAUCAAGGACAUUUGAAACAAUAAAGGUCAAAUACCUUGAAACGACCAGGGGACAGUUGCAGAGACGGUACAACAGCCAUCUAAGUGCCCGGACCUUCAAGUCAUCUUUUUUUGCCGGAGGAGGAAGGGAGAGUCGAGUCGAGUCACCGACAGAAAAACACAUCCAGAGUGAAAUCAUGAAUCCCGAAUAUGACUAUCUGUUCAAGCUUCUGCUCAUUGGAGAUUCUGGAGUAGGAAAGUCCUGUCUUCUGCUGCGCUUUGCAGAUGACACCUACACUGAGAGCUACAUCAGCACCAUUGGAGUGGACUUCAAGAUCCGCACCAUUGAGCUGGAUGGCAAGACCAUCAAACUGCAGAUUUGGGACACCGCAGGUCAGGAGAGGUUUCGUACCAUCACUUCCAGUUACUACCGUGGAGCCCAUGGCAUCAUAGUUGUAUACGAUGUGACAGAUCAGGAGUCCUAUAACAAUGUCAAGCAGUGGCUUCAAGAAAUCGACCGCUAUGCCAGUGAAAAUGUCAACAAGCUUCUGGUGGGCAAUAAGUGUGACCUGACCACCAAGAAAGUUGUGGACUACACAACAGCCAAGGAGUUUGCUGACUCUUUGGCCAUCCCCUUCCUGGAGACAAGCGCCAAGAACGCCACAAACGUAGAGCAGGCUUUCAUGACCAUGGCUGCAGAGAUCAAGAAGCGCAUGGGCCCUGGGGCCACAGCUGGCGGCGACAAGCCCAAUUUAAAAAUCGAGAGCACCCCUGUCAGGCAGUCUGGAGGGGGUUGCUGUUAAAGGACCCUUCGCCUCCACCAUUUCCACACUGAUUAUAUCCCUUUCUUCUCCUUCUGUGUUCCCUCCCGUCACCUCCAUCACUCCCACACCACACCAUUCUGCCAUAACACUCUGUAACCCACAGCCAGCUCUCUCUCUCUCUCAGGCUGCCUGGAGAUACAGGAUGGCUGGGCAAACAGAGGAGUAAACUGUAAGAGUAUUAAGAUCAGAAAACAGAUUGGAAUUUUGUGAGGGUUAAUUCAGGCCUGUACACUCACCAAACAGAGAGAAGAAAGUAACCAGUGUGUGAGGGAGGGGCAAAAACAGACACCAAGGCAACUUGUAGUUUCUGCCAAGAGGACAGAAAGAAAACAGAUAUGGGGAAUGAUUGGUAUUGAUUUAGAGUGGAAUGGAGUCAGUGGAAGAUUAAGUUUAGAUACCUGUGAGCUUAUCUGUACACACACACACACACACACACACACACAGACUCACACUCACACACACAAAAAUAAUGGGGUGGCAUGGACGAAAGAGAUUUAAGCAUUUUGGCCAAACACGUUUCUCCUCAGAGUGUGUCUGUUUUGCUGAUGUCAUCUUAUGCCCCCCCCCAACUCAAAUGUUUGGUCCCAGGAAUUGUUUACCUGCACAAACACACACACAGGUGCAUUGUGCUUGAGUCAUGCACUGCAGAUGUUCUGUACACAGUAGGAAGUAUUCCUGAAUAGCAGCAGCCUGCAAACAGUGACUCAUCAUUGCCAUUUACUGAUGAAGAUCCAGGGAAAACCUGUUCCGUGAGCCUCCUCUCCCUCCAUCUGUCCUCUUCCUCAUAUUCCAUUCUUACUUUGUUAAGGUGUGUUCAGACAAAGUGAAGCAAAUUUUCUCCUCAAUUGUGCAGAUUGGAUGGCUGGACACCACAGUCCGUUGUGACUGGCCCCAAACAGCCAGUGUAUCAGCUGUGAUGACAUUAGCUUUAACGGACGCACCAACAGUGUGUAUGGGAAUAUGCCCAUAUGUGUUUGUGUUCAGCUCAGCCUCUGACUGAUGUCAGAACUCAGUAGGAACUCUGGUUCUUUCUGUCAUUUUUCCUCAGUCUCUCUCCUUUUUCCUCUCGUCUCUGUUUGUUUGUGAAGCUACAUGAUGAUAGAUUUUUUGCUCAAAUUGAAGCAUUUUCAACUUGCACUGAUGCGCCUUCUGCUCAGUUUGCCGCGCCCAUGGCAGAUUCUCGUCUAAUUGCGCUUACUUGCGUCUUUCCAUUGACUUAGAAUUCAAUUACACUCUCUCUAAAAUUUGCAUUUUUCUGUCUGAACACACUUCUAAGUUCUCAUUAUGAUUCAAACGAAUUAGAUCUCUCCUUGAUGGGAGUCAUGGUGUUGAACUUGAUUGUACACGUGUAAAGUCACAGAAGUAGUAAUGUAAAAAAUGGGGGGAAAAGAGAGCUUGCUUUCACAUCUCUUCACACCUGUUGCUUACACCAAAGUAUGCAUGAUUGUUGGAUUAUAGUCACAAAAAUUGUUGGAUGCAACCCCUGACUCCAUGGCUAAAAAGCAGCUUUCAGACGUUACUACAAGCAUUUUAAAGCAUACUGAGGCCUUUAGUGCCUGCUCACAAAAGAAAGUGGCACAGUGAGAUAAAUUUCUGCAUCCUCGCAAAGUGAACCUAGUGAUGUAGUGACUUAAAUCUGAACCAACAUUGAGAUCACAUAAUGGAGGAAGAUCUACAUGCAAAGCCAGAUUAUAGGUAGUUUGACAGAAACAUUAGCCAGGGGAUUUCUUAACCAAACUCCCCGCUCAGCACUUGAGGUAGAAAACGAGCGUUGGAGGCUCAGUUAAUUCCAAAAGUAAAUAUUAGAGCUGGGAUGGAGGUGGUGGUUGUCAGAACUGUUAUAUAUACUGUUAGUUUUUCUUUUUACUCUUCAGACUUCAAAUUAAUAAUUUCAUAUGUAAAAGAAAGAAAUGUGACAAAAUGCUGUAACAUUUAGCACUGACCUCCUGGAAUGACACUAAAUAUUACAGUCAGAGGGCAGAUAGCCUUGGACACAGAUGACAAGGUGUGAUAAAAGUGGUGGUGGUGGAUGGGGAGGGUGUUCUGAGUUAGACCUUCUGACAAACAGAAGCAAUUGGCAAUACCCUGCAUUGAUCUUACAAUUACUGUUAUACCAUUGUUGUCGUAAUAUUGUUUUUUUUUAUUUUUCCAUUGAUACUUCUGAUGGAGGCAACUUGUAAAAUUAGCUUAAAGGCUCAUUCAGUACAUUACAGAGUAUGUUUUAGGAUGUCAUUUCAUUCUUGCUUGUUUGCAGAUGAAGCUGGGGUAGACGCGGUGUGGGUGUGUCUGUUGGCUAAGGGGUUGGGGUCUUACAAAAGCUGCUCUUCCCUCCCUGAGAUACCUGUUUGUCAAACAGUGUCUUCAAUUUGGACCAUGUCUUUUAUGUCCCUGAGGAUUUCUGGUUCAUAAGAAGCUUUAGUGCUCUAGUUUGUACUGCUUAUGUAAUUCUUUUAACAUUUGAGUCUUUUACACUGAUUAUUAAGGCCUCAGUAUACUUCAAAUGAAGUAGGUCGUACGAAAUGUCAUCUGGCAACAUCUAUAGGCAACAGUUCUUACACCUGUUCCAAAUGCCACACUCAAAGGUGAGGCAGAAAGGCUGACGUCAUAAAGAGGGGCGAGAUAAAGCUUACAAAUGGGGAUGACAGUGCGCGUUUUUGAACAGUUUCUGUGACUUAAGUAAAUGAGAGAGAAGUUCAGUUCCUGCCUACGUUCACAACUUCACACACCUGGCCAACCACUUUGUUAAGUUACAAAAUUUGACAGAUGCAUCUUGUCUUGAUUCUGGUGAUGCAAAAGGGGGUUUCAGAUGCUGUUAAAUGAUUCAACAAGCACUUUGCUUGAAGCAUACUGAUGCCUUUAAAUUCCGCAGAAGAGGUCAUUCAACAGACCUCUCUGCAUUUUUGUAGAAAUACCCAGAAAUAUAUAUAUCUACAUUAUAUAUAGACAGGGACACUGGAAGACUUCCCCUAUCGUGUGAUAAUUCUAGGAGUGUUUUUAAAUGUGUGUUCAUGUGUGAUUAAGGACUGGUUAGUUUUUAAAAUUUUAUUUGUAUUUGAACUUUCACAUUCAAAUAUCAUUCUUGACGUCAAGAUAAUCUUAACUCAAGGUCCAUUUACCAGCUUUUUCCAGAGCUUUCACCGUCCUUAUCAGCAGAAACUCUCAGAAGCUAAGUAGUGGACCUUGAGUUAAGUUUUUUUUUUUUUUUUUGAUUUUUUGUCAUGGUAUGAGUAUUUAUUUUUAAUGAAAACAGUGGCUUAUUUCUCUAGAUUAAAUUUAAUCAUUGAUGUCAAAGUCUCAAAUGUAAAAUAGGACAAUUACAUGUAGGUUUGGGUGUAGUUAAAGAAUUUAAUAUACUAGUGCUGAUACAUUACCGGAGUACUGAUAUAGUACAAGAAGCUGUACAAGAACUUUGCCUAAAUAAAACGGUCUAAAAGUGACAUUUGACAAAGUAGUUAGUAAAAAAAAAAAAUCUUAACUUAAAGUCCACUUAAAUAGCUUUUUCCAGAGCUUUCAACUUCAUUUUAUGCAUUUUUGGCGAUGGAGACAAGACUGUAAAAUGUGUUGGAAGGCUAUGGAAGAGGAUAGUAAGUGGAUGUAGAGUUAAAUUGUUUUAUCAAACUAGCAAAAUUCAGAUUUAAACAAACUGAUCAAAAAUAAGUCAAGAAGAGCACAAAUUUGACUACACUUUCAAUGCCAACUGUCUGCACAGGACAGUUUUCAAUACGUGACGCUAUGGAUACAUUUUAGCCAGUGCAAAAAAGUACAGUAACCAGCCCUUUCAGAGCACCAAACUGGAGCUAGCAGUUUCUCCUCAUGCUGUACGAGACAUUUAAGUAUACAGUAUUAUCAGUUUUCAUCAGACAGGCUGUUCACCAUGACCGCCAACGGUUGGCUUAGUAAUGUUGAAAUCGGAGAUAGGUAUGGGGCUGUAUACAUGCCUGGAGCACCGAGCGGUUCCCUGCUUCUCAUAGCUGUGUUAGGUCUCAGUGGUAUUCCAAGGAAACUAGAAGGAAUGUGAGGAAGAGGGUCCUCGAGAAAUGAGUGACAAGUCAACCUCUUCACUUGAAACCAUACCAAUCUCAGAUGCAACUUUUUCCCCCUUUUUUAAAAAGAACUGGAAAGUGUGAUAUUGUUGUAGAAAGCUGGUUACACUUUAAAUAAGAGACAUACUAUACUAGAGUAGCAUUAGGGCCUUCGAAGAACUUACUCUUUCAGUUCUCUUGGUAAUCUUUGGUCUAGUUGUACACAGCAGGGAGAUGUACAUUCUGUUCCAGGCCAUAGUAAGUUUGAUCACGUGCAUUGUGUUUGGUGGCGUCCGGAGGUUCAGGGACUGACUGGUCUUGGUUUGUUGACCGGAUAUGAACUCCCUACUAUCCCCUCCAGCUAACCAUGUCACUGCAACUUGAUGAAUUCCUUAAGAUCCUGUCUGAUCGCCCCCUUCACUCAGAUAAGGGAAUCUCAUCCAGGCUCUGGUUGCUCCCCUGGUUCUCUUUGCAAGAAAAACUUGUGUUUUGCAUUUCAGGCACAAAACCGCCUUGGGCCGUGGGGAUGUGUUACCCUGAGAACACCAGCCUUCCAUUUGUGAAGCCUCAUCACUGAUUUAUGCUCAGUCAGAAAGCUUAAGAUCUAGUGGGAUCAGAGCUAAGCACAGAUCUGACUACUUCUGAUCAUGUUGGCAUCCCUUGGAGAUCGAGCGGAUGUUAGCAUCAGUUUACGUCGAGUUAAACUGGAAUGCUGUAGUCUGCUGUGCAGGAAUCUCACAUUAACGGGGAGGGAAAGAAACAGCAGUGUGUCUGUGUGUGCGCGCACAACGGGGCGGGGUCGUGUAUAACAUUCCCCAGCUUUCUGGAUACAUGUCGGUAUCCCGGCAUCACGCCAGUCUCACUUGAGUAGAUGCAGAACAAGCAGUCAUUUGAAAUUAACACUCAAGUCUCUCACACACACAUAUACUGGAUAUUUUGCGCUUUGAUGACUGAUUUACUUUUUUAUUUUAUUUUUUUUAAUCUUUCUUUGAGACUUGAUAUUCUACUGAUUUUAAUGUAUUCAUUGAAUACUAUAGUGUGUCGUCUAGUCCAUGGAAGUAUAAGGGGACACUGGGUAGGGUGGGAAGUCUGAUGUGGGUGGGGUUAAACUGAUGUAGGGUGAGGCUUUUACUUAUGAAUGUGAUUCUGAUGAAACAAUUCUUGACUUUUUUUCUUUAGUUCUCUUUUUGUAUUCAUUUAGGAUUGUAUGUCAUUUGCACACUUGUUCAUUGCUGUUCAAUGGCUUAAUAAAGGCACUCACUAGGUGUUUGUUAAUAAAAAAGCACUGGGCAGGAGCUCACCUCUCAGUCACCUUCUGUCUUUUUUCGUUUAGCUUGUUCACCUUGGUGCUGUCUCCCUGCUGAGUUUGAUCAUGUUUUU